AUUGCAACACUUGUAUCAUCGCUAGAGUGACGUAUGAACGGCCGAAGAAACGAAAACGAAAGAAAAGCCUUUCUGUGCCGUUGUUAUCUUCUAAAAUUACUGAAGAAUGGAGACAAACGGCCAGGCUAAUGGGCUUAAAUCUAAAAAGAAAGAGAACGGCGACGCAAAGGAUAAUUUGUGGUCUUCGAUCUUAGAGGAAGUUCAAAAUCAAGGGAACACAAAACUACCUUCAAAUAAAAAUGUUUUAGUUUUGGGUGAUAAUGAAACAGGCAAAACCACACUUGUAGCAAAAUUACAAGGCGUUGAAGACCCCAAGAAGGGGUCCGCGCUUGAAUAUGCAUAUAUAGAUGUAAGAGAUGAGUACAGAGAUGAUCACACUCGGCUCAGUGUAUGGGUGUUGGAUGGUGACCCAGGGCAUACAAAUCUGCUCAAAUUCGCCCUCAACGAGGAAACAUUCCCACACACGCUGGUCCUCCUCACAGUCGCUAUGACAACCCCGUGGGGUAUACUAGACCAAUUGCAGAGCUGGGCUUCUGUGCUCGGCGACCAUAUAGAUAAAUUGGAUCUCACACCAGAACAAAGACUACAAAGUAAAAAACAACAAGUACAGAAAUGGCAGAGGUAUACGGAGCCGGGGGACGAGUUGGAGCCGACCGCGUCAUCACCGAUGAAGAGGUCAUCGCGGAACCUUUCCGACGACCUUGAGAACGGCGAUGAUGAUGACAACCCGUUGCCAGAGGCCGUGCUCACCACCAACCUCGGCCUUGAUAUAGUUGUCGUUGCUACUAAGACUGACUACAUGAGCACACUAGAGAAGGAGCACGACUACCGCGACGAGCACUUCGACUUCAUGCAGCAGUGGAUCCGGCGGUUCUGCCUGCAGUACGGCGCCGCGCUGUUCUACACCAGCGCCAAGGAGGACAAGAACUGCGACCUGCUCUACAAGUAUCUCACGCACCGGAUAUACGGCCUCCCGUUCAGGACGCCCGCCCUCAUCGUGGAGAAAGACGCGGUACUAAUUCCUGCUGGUUGGGAUAGCAUGAAGAAGAUUAGCAUAUUAUAUGAAAACAUGCAGUCGUGUAAGCCAGACGACUACUACAGAGAUGUUAUUGUACAACCCGCCAUACGGAAAAGCGGUGCGAGCCGCGAGGCGGAAGUGCAGGCGGAGGACGAGCAGGCGUUCCUACAGCGGCAGCUCGCCGCGCUGCAGGCCGGCGCGCCCGCGCCCCGCGCUGACUCGCCGCUACGUGCGCAACGCGCCGCCGCACAGCUGGACGGCGCGAAGAUCGGCAUGGGCCCCGGCACGCCGGGCAACGAGGGCGUGCUGGCGAACUUCUUCAACUCGCUGCUGUACAAGAAGACGGGGUCGCCGAGCGCCCGCGCCGCCGAGCCGUCGCCGGCCGCGGCGGCCGCGCGCUCCGACGCGGCCGCCGAGCUCGACCGCCUCACGCGCGCCAAGCGGCCCGCGCCCGCGCCCGCGCCGCCCGCGCCCCCCGCGCCCACCGCACCCCCCGCACCCCUCGACCUCAACUCCUCCUCCGAGUGCUAGCCGCGAGCGAGCCAGAUACACAAGUGGCAGUCUCCCCGGGCGUGUAGUCGCGCCGGCGUGUGACGGGUUGGCGGCGCGUUGUAUACUAUACAUGGCUGGCUUGUACUUUACGUGGACACGCGACUGUGCACGCACACGCCGCGUUGGUAAGCGUUUAUUUAUUUCAAUCGGCUCGUUCCGUUGCCUGCUUCGAUGUCUCGACGCGAUACGCCUUUGAGAUUCUUCCCGUGUGGCGUCAUGGCCGUAUUACACACGAACAAAGCACGUUUGUUCCCUUUAUGUUACAUUGCAUAAUAAUUAUAAUUUUAUAUAUAUAUGUAGUGUACCUAUAAGAGAAUAAUUUAUCUUGAAGUGCAAUCGAAUCGUGAAAGGACCGAACGUGCUUGACCGCUCUCGUAUAUGACUGACUCGACUCAACGGUUGUAAGUAUAAUUGGUUAACAUCGCUUAUUCUUCAACACGGCAAAUAGCUUUAGUACACAAGCGGUCUUGGUGUUUUUUUUUUUUUUUUCAUAAUGUUUAGUCAGUCAAAUAAGAGAUUAUUCGGCCAAUAGUUACAGUGACGGCAUUAUUUGACACCAAUGCGUUAUACAUCCGCAGUGUGAUUACUAUGUUAUUUAUACAGAAGAAUAGAUUUAUAUU
This is a messenger RNA of Galleria mellonella (greater wax moth), 2190 nucleotides long. RefSeq names its product cytoplasmic dynein 1 light intermediate chain 2 (gene Dlic). The transcript has 9 exons. The coding region runs from base 107 to 1549 and encodes 480 amino acids. NCBI's taxonomy places the organism in Eukaryota, Metazoa, Arthropoda, Insecta, Lepidoptera, Pyralidae. The record is from RefSeq and is a predicted model, not a curated record. Gene Ontology annotation, cellular component: centrosome; cytoplasmic dynein complex. Gene Ontology annotation, biological process: microtubule cytoskeleton organization; microtubule-based movement. Gene Ontology annotation, molecular function: dynein heavy chain binding.